CAUGCGUUAGUGUUUCAUUAGAUAACCACUUAAUUUGUGUAUUCGCUUACACUACAUGCGAGUUUAUGUUCGACGAAAUAACAGACGGAAAAGAGUUAGGAACAGAGACUCGCAUUUCAAAAUUUGAAAAAUGUAUGGUAUCGUCGUGUUUGCUACUAGUUUGUGCUUAAUAGCAUGCGCACUCAACGUGCAACUGUCAGUAAAUGUGCCCUCUGCAGACGUACAACUGUCCUGCUACUGGGAAGGUGAUACAAAGGUGGUAGCAUUUUUGAGAAAGAAUAAAAUAUCUGAUAAAUUUCGAACCGAAUUUGAGGUAAUGUAUAAAACUUACAAAUGUACAGUUCGUCAACCAUAUGCUUACAACGUUCAAUGCAAGUGCGUAAUCGACGGGAGUGUACAUUGUAACUUGAUCGACCUCAGUGUUGGCCUUGAUGACAGUCAGUGGAGAUGCGCAAUCGCAGCUGAAGGAACGUUUAAUCACAGCAAUGAUGUUACCAUACGCGCUAAUGCAAUUAGUGUGUCAACCUUUUCGUCGGCUGACUCAUGUCAAUGUAAACCGGACUAUGGGCUUGCUGAUUCAAAUGAGAAAACAACAUGCCCUGCUAUUGUUGUAACAUUGGCUUGUGGGAACAUAAUCCUUGGCGCCAGUAUUCUUGUGCUGUUGUUCAAGACACAUUUGACAGUCUGUCUUCGACGUGCUUUUGGAAAUGAAACAGAUUCGUCAGCAAACAGACAAGAAGCUUCAGUCAUUGAGAACAAUGCAGCUUCAGCCAUUGAGGACACGUACUUGACAGUCAAUGACAACGAAACCACAAUGGUGGAAACGUUCUGCACUUAA
Molecule: messenger RNA, 838 nt
Organism: Dreissena polymorpha
Lineage: Eukaryota; Metazoa; Mollusca; Bivalvia; Myida; Dreissenidae
Exons: 5
Coding region: 131-838 (235 amino acids)
Source: RefSeq, a predicted model, not a curated record